Messenger RNA from Orussus abietinus, 1364 nucleotides. RefSeq names its product major royal jelly protein 1. Gene Ontology annotation, cellular component: extracellular region. The record is from RefSeq and is a predicted model, not a curated record. Bases 1 to 1242 code for a protein of 413 amino acids. The transcript is spliced from 3 exons. NCBI's taxonomy places the organism in Eukaryota, Metazoa, Arthropoda, Insecta, Hymenoptera, Orussidae.
AUGGGUGUCCUCGUCCUGGCCAGCCUCGUCCUGGCUCUCGCGUUGGGUUGCCACGGGGGAGCCGUCCUGGAAAUCGCGUACCAAUGGAAGUACCUCGACUGGGUAGAACCGAAUGUCGGAUUGACGGGCAGCUCGUUCAUACUGGGCAACGCGUUCACGCAGGACGUCGACGUCGACAGGAUCGGCCGCGUGUUCGUGACAAGUCCACGUUGGCUGGACGGCGUCCCCAUUGUGCUCUCGACGGUGACCGACGCCAUUGGUCCUGGUGGCCCUUUGCUCGUUCCCUACCCCAACUGGGCAUGGCACACCCCUUACGACUGCAACAGCAUCGUGUCCGUCUACAGGCUCGCGAUCGAUGAGUGCAAUCGCCUAUGGGUCGUGGAUGCUGGAAGGGCCAUGUCGAAGCCAGUUUGUCCCGUCAAGAUCCUAAUCUUCGACCUGAGCACCGAUCAGCUGAUCCACAAAUACGUGGUACCAGAUGAUCAGUCCCUUUUCGGGAACGCCUCACUGGUGACACCGAUCGUCGAGCUCGGCAGGACAUGCCUCGACGCCUAUUUGUACAUAGCGGAUGUGGAGCAAAAUGGCCUGGUGAUCUAUGACCUGCGACGAGAUUACUCUUGGAGACUUAACAACACCGAGGGAAACGCCUUCGGUCCCGAUGACGACGCCAUGUUCAUCACCAUAGCCGGAGAAACGUUCGAUCUGACCGAUGGGACUUUGGGGAUGUCCCUGUCGCCUCCAGGAUUUUUCCAACAUAGGUACCUCUACUUCAACUCGCUGGCCAGCUACCAUCAGAACUUCGCAGACGUCUGUACCCUGAGAGAGAGCGAGUACUCGGAGCCUGUGAUCUUCCGCUCGAGAUACAAACGACAGAGCCAGGCCGGGGUCCAAGCGAUGUCCCGAAAAGGGGUUCUCUUCUUCCAGCUCGCUCAGCUAACGACCCUCGCUUGCUGGAACAUCGAGAGACCCUUCCUGGAGGAGAACAUCGUGCCCAUCGUCCAGGACGAGACCAAUCUGCAGUACAUCAGCGGCAUCAAAGUCAUCACCAACAUCUUCGGCGAGGAGGAGCUCUGGUUCAACACCAAUCGCCUGCAGAAGACCAUCAACAAGACCCUGAGACCCACCGAGGUCAACUUCCGCGUCAUCCACGGGAAAGUCGACGACAUCAUCAGGGGCACCAAGUGCGAGCCCAGCGGACGCAGACUCAAGGCUCCGGAUAUCUCCACUUGGCAGCGAAUAUAAUCUCCCCAGGAUUUCUACCCCACAAACUUGGACCAUCAUCCCCGGGUAGAUGAUCCCUGGAACCGUGAAUCGGGGCCAUCAACCCUUUGGCAGGAGCUAUUGGCAAGAAACCCACUCACCAC